Molecule: messenger RNA, 1143 nt
Organism: Eurytemora carolleeae
Lineage: Eukaryota; Metazoa; Arthropoda; Copepoda; Calanoida; Temoridae
Product: calcium-activated potassium channel slowpoke
Exons: 11
Coding region: 74-679 (201 amino acids)
Cellular component (GO): postsynaptic membrane
Molecular function (GO): large conductance calcium-activated potassium channel activity
Source: RefSeq, a predicted model, not a curated record
AUAUGACAGAAAGAUAAUAUUGAAAGAUGAAUCUCAAUAAAUAUAUUUGUGAAUAGUUUUUAAGUUUAACAGGAUGCACAGUCCAUACAACUAUACCAAGACUCAGGAGAGCUGUCAGGAGGAAAGAAAGGCAUGGAUUUUCUUAUUAAUCAGCUGCUCAUCAUACUUUGGUCUUCUAAUCAUUGUGGUUUUUUUCACACUCCUAUCAGCACUCUGCAAAAAGUUGUGCAAACCAACAGAGGUCAAAGCUGAGUCCAAUAUAGAGCCUAUAGCUGGGAGUUCCUUCCGGUCGGAAGUACGAGAAUGGGCGACCAGUCUUAUUUCCGGGCAGACCACAACAGGAAGACUGUUAGUCGUCUUUAUUUACGCCUGCAAUGUUUGUGCAGUUAUUGUUUAUAUGAUUGACACAUCAUCAGGCUUGAUGGAAGAAUGCAUAACUUGGGUGGAUUCAAUUACACUUCAGAUAGACUUUGCUCUGAGUGUAAUCUUCAUCCUUCAUCAUUUACUUCGGCUCCUUGCAUCUUCAACAAUUCUAUCUUUCCUCCUAGAGAUGGUUACUAUAGUAGACUACUUUACUAUACCUCCUCUACUAGCAUCUAUAUGGAUGGGUAGAACAUGGAUAGGACUCAGGUAUAUAUUUAACUAUACCACCUCUACUAGCAUCUAUAUGGAUGGGUAGAAUAUGGAUAGGACUUAGGUAUAUACUUAACUAUACCUCCUCUACUAGCAUCUAUAUGGAUGGGUAGAACAUGGAUAGAACUCAUGUAUAUACUUAACUAUACCUCCUCUACUAGCAUCUAUAUGGAUGGGUAGAACAUAGAUAGGACUCAGGUAUAAAAUUAACUAUACCACCUCUACUAGCAUCUAUAUGGAUGGGUAGAACAUGGAUAGGACUCAGGUAUGUACUUGACUAUACCUCCUCUACUAGCAUCUAUAUGGAUGGGUAGAACAUGGAUAGGACUCAGGUUUAUGCGUUGUCUGGUGCUGACCCUGCUCCCAAAUGUUCUUGUCUAUCUACGGCUUCUCUCUAACUCAAGCUCAAUUCGGCUAUCGCAGCUUGUAUCUAAUAUGCUGGGUGUAUUGCUCUGGUUUGCUAGGUUGUUUUAUCUACUAGAGAAUAGAGGAGACUGGUAUCAUGAAUAU